Colius striatus (speckled mousebird) is the source of this 2190-nucleotide messenger RNA. It is a transcript of the gene CDCA7L, whose product is annotated as cell division cycle associated 7 like. The record is from RefSeq and is a predicted model, not a curated record. NCBI's taxonomy places the organism in Eukaryota, Metazoa, Chordata, Aves, Coliiformes, Coliidae. Gene Ontology annotation, biological process: regulation of DNA-templated transcription. Bases 1 to 1407 code for a protein of 468 amino acids. The transcript is spliced from 10 exons. Gene Ontology annotation, cellular component: nucleus.
AUGGUGCGGCGCGGCCGGCGGCGCCGGCGGCGGGGGGCGGCGGUAGCCUCAGCAGCCGCGGUAGGCCCGCGGGCGGCGACCCGGGGCAAGAAACAGAUACCCAAGGAUGUGGCUGACAUUUUUAAUGCCCCCAGUGACAAUGAAGAUUUUCUGGGGUUCCAAGAUGAUGCUUCCAGACAGAGGUUGUUGUCAAAGAACAGCUAUGCUAAUUUUGAUUCUCUGGAGCCAGGAAAAAAGGGAGUUCGAUUUCAGUCCAGGUACCUCACUGAAGAACUGCAGAGGAUUUUCACUGAAGAUACCGACUCUGAAACGGAAGUGUUUGAGGGCUUCGCUUCAAGCGAGGUGGAUGUGAACAAGAAAGGAGUUCUGGCGAUUGAAUCGGACUUGAGUGAGGAAGAAGAGGAGGCAAAGAAGAAAGUUUCCCCCAAGAGAAGAAGCUUUGGCCUUCGUGUUGCCUUUCAGUUUCCCGCCAGAAAGUCGUCUGAGAAAAAAGUGUCUGAACAGGCUUUUUCUAACUUACCUCUAAAGGACAGUGAAUCCCUCCCACCUCAUUCAAAAGAAAUAAACUGCCAGCAGUGGGACAAACUAGAGGGCUCUGCUUCAGAGUCUGAAGAGGACAUUAAAGAAACACAGGAGGAAAGUUCCAGUGCUCUGCUUAAGAGAGCCAUAAAUAUUAAAGAAAAUAAAGCCAUGCUUGCCCAGCUUCUGGCAGAACUGAAUUCCAUACCUGACCUGUUCCCAGUGAAAACGCCCACCUCGACUCCUUCGAAACAGAAGAAAAUCCCAAGGAGGACAUUUUCUGAAGGCCAGAUAACACGUCGCAUGAACCCAACCAGAAACGCUCGUCCGCCGGAAAACUUUGCCUUGGAAAAAUUUACUGUGUCGGCUGUCAAAUUUGCGGAACACUUGCGUAGCUACAGACAACAAAACCUCUUGAAGAAGAGACUCAGUGUGCAGGGGGAUUGUGGAGUGCGCAAGAGGAGGAGGUCAUCAAGGUACUCAUCUUACCGUCCAGUCGAGGAUAUCACUGAUGAGGACUUGGACAACAUUGCAAUCACUGUUAAAGACAAGAUCUAUGAUAAAGUUCUAGGUAGUACUUGCCACCAGUGUCGACAAAAGACAAUUGACACAAAGACAAUCUGUCGCAACCAGGGCUGUGGAGGAGUAAGGGGGCAGUUCUGUGGACCGUGCCUUCGAAAUCGAUAUGGGGAAGACGUGAAAUCAGCACUGCUUGAUCCAGCCUGGAUCUGUCCUCCUUGUCGUGGGGUGUGCAACUGCAGCUACUGCCGCCGGCGGGACGGGCGCUGCGCCACGGGCAUGCUCAUCCACUUAGCCAAGUUCUAUGGCUACAACAACGUCAAGGAGUACCUGGAAAGUUUACAAAAACAACUGGUGGAUGCUGAUUGAGAACACUGAACUCAAGCUGUGCCUGCAAAUGGUUACUCUCUCGACAAAUUUUGACUUCAAAAGGUUAUUACUAUGUUUUAUAUAAGAUAGAAUUGUAGAAUAUAGUAUAUGCAUUUCUGUGUUGGAACUUGUUGAUUGUUGUGGUCUUAUGCAAAAGAUCUCUCAGGAAAAUGUUUUGGUAGAGAAAUCUACAUGCACAGACCCUAUACAUUAAGUGAAAUGGCACUCUUGAACUUUGGUUAAUUUUUAAUAGAGCUACACAGCCAGAUGAUGGAGAACUUGGUCGAUUUGAGUAAUAUUUUUCUUUAUAUAAUUGGACAAGUUUGCAGAAAGGUGUUUUAACAUAAACCAUACCCCAUCUUCAAAGAAACAGACCUCCCCCUGUGUUCCAGCUUAACCAUAAAGAUUCAUUUUUCCAGCCCUUGCUUUCUGAACCUAUUCCAAAACCUGUAGUUUGUUGAACUUGUCCCUGCAAAGAAGGGAGGGGUACUUUCAUUUGAGUGCCAAUAUAUUCCAUUAUAUUCCAGCCAGUGCUGAUGCAACCUAAAACUGAGAGUAUGAUUUUUUUUUUUUAAAUUCCAAAGUGCAAUUAAUCACCAAAACAUGAGUGGAAAUGCUUUUAAAAAUAAUUUUUUAAAAUAUUUAACAAUUUCCAACAGCAACCCAAUAAAGAAUCGCUCACCAUCAGUUUUUGUGUGUGAUGCACCUGCUGCCUGAACCAGCUACCUUACAGCAAUCAUAACUAGCUAACUGGGUUAAAUUACAAAGUUUGGGAUUAUUUUU